This is a messenger RNA of Arabidopsis arenosa, 952 nucleotides long. Lineage: Eukaryota; Viridiplantae; Streptophyta; Magnoliopsida; Brassicales; Brassicaceae. The record is from the annotation of a GenBank genome assembly.
CAAACAAGAAGCAGAACCCAAGAAACGUGAGAAAGUUGGAGAAGACCAAGAAGAAUAAGAAGAAGAAGAAGAAAAAGAAGAAAAUGAAAUUGGUUUGGUCUCCUGAAACAGCAUCAAAGGCUUACAUAGACACCGUUAAAUCGUGCGAGAAUCUUGAAACGCCGGACGCAGCGGAGCUAAUAGCGGCGAUGGCGGCUGGAUGGAACGCGAAGCUGAUCGUGGAAACUUGGUCAGAAGGAGACGCAAUAGCGUCAAGUAUUGGUUUAAACGUAGCGAGCCAACACGCAAACGCUAAACACAUAUGUAUAUUACAAAACUCGAGAUCAGAAUCUGCUUAUCUCCAAGCUAUUCAAGAAUCUUCAUCUCCUUUGAACUUACCAGAGACAAUCAUCGCUGAAGAACCCGAAAAAGCUAUGAAGAAGCUACAAGGAAUCGAUUUCUUGGUCGUGGAUUGGCGGGACAAAGAAUUUGCAGCUGCUACGUUGAAGAACGCUGCGUUUGGAAGCAGAGGAGCGGUUGUGGUUUGUAGAAACGGGUAUUCGAGUUUGAGAAGGGUUUUAAGAGAUCGUAAAGUUGUUAGAACGGUGACUCUUCCGGUCACCGGAGGUAUUGAGAUUGCUCAUGUUGCUGCUAGGAACUCAGGGAAGAGUGAGAAGAGUAGUAAGAGAAGAUGGAUCACACAUGUUGAUCAGAGAUCAGGAGAAGAACAUGUGUUUAGUAUCUAGAAAGUAAGAGACAAAUACAAUUUGUGAUAAGUGUUUAUUGGAUCUUGUAUUUGUUGUGUUUGUACAUAAGAUUCCAUAGAUGCAAUUGUUAUUGAAAAAAAAACAUGCUUGUCUUAUAAAUGUGAUCGUUGUGUUAAGCAAAACUACUAUUUCUGUUUGUCACUCAUUUGCUUUCACAUGCUUCUAUUUGUCUACAAUGUUGGGAAGAAUGAAGAACACUAUAGACU